Molecule: messenger RNA, 1993 nt
Organism: Pipistrellus kuhlii (Kuhl's pipistrelle)
Lineage: Eukaryota; Metazoa; Chordata; Mammalia; Chiroptera; Vespertilionidae
Gene: KCTD18
Product: potassium channel tetramerization domain containing 18
Exons: 7
Coding region: 213-1394 (393 amino acids)
Biological process (GO): protein homooligomerization
Source: RefSeq, a predicted model, not a curated record
GCCGCUGCCGGGCGGGGCCGCACGGGGGCGCCACUAGGGCCGCGCUGCUCCCGGAGUUGCCGAGCAUCGCAGGAGGCUCUCCCUUCCGAGUGGGGCCCCGCAGUGUCCCGCGGCCGCGCCGAGGGCCGCGCGGGCCGCAGAGGGGUCCAGGACCACUGUUGUUUGCAGUUUCUGAAAGCAUUUCAAGGCACCAGUCAGGUGUCGAGGGAGCAAUGGAAGAGCACAAGCAGGAAGAGAUGCUAGAUAUCCUGCGACUGAACGUGGGUGGCUGUGUUUACACAGCCAGGCGCGAGUCCCUGUGCCGAUUUAAAGACUCCAUGUUGGCUUCCAUGUUCAGUGGUCGUUUUCCUCUAAAAACAGAUGAGUCAGGGGCUUGUGUUAUUGACCGUGAUGGCCACCUGUUUAAGUACCUUUUGGAUUAUCUCCACGGAGAAGUUCACAUUCCCACCGGGGAGCAAACCCGAGUCGCUCUGCAGGAAGAGGCUGAUUACUUUGGCAUCCCUUAUCCGUACAGCCUGUCUGACCACUUGGCCAAUGAAAUGGAGACAUAUUCUUUAAGGUCAAAUAUAGAACUUAAAAAGGCUUUAACAGACUUCUGUGAUUCGUAUGGUUUAGUUUGCACCAAACCAACAGUUUGGGUUCUUCACUAUCUUAACACAUCCGGUGCAAGCUGUGAGAGUAGAAUUAUUGGAGUAUAUGCCACAAAAAUGGAUGGAACAGAUGCUAUUGAUAAGCAGCUAGGAGGAAGAAUUCACAGUAAAAGCAUUUUUAAAAGAGAGGCGGGAAAUAAUGUUCAGUACAUUUGGAGCUAUUAUUCAGCAGCAGAACUGAAGAAAAUGAUGGAUGCCUUUGAUGCCUGGGAAGGAAAAGGCGUCAGCUACUGGCGGGUGCCGCACGAGCUGAUGGAGUGCUGGACGCUGGAGGAGCGGCCUCUGCUGGGGAGCCUGCGCCACGCGGCCCCCCUUCGGAAGAGGAGGCUGAUGGCGCUGGACGAAGGGGAGGAAGGCGUGAACUGUAAGGCUGGUCCUAAACCUGUCAGGUUUUCGGGCCCUUCCACCAGCACCCAAAUCAAGGUCAAGAACUCGGCUUCAGUCCGGGUGUCCCCGUCUCCAAGCGGAGUGCCCGCUCAGCACUCUGCACUGUCUAAGGCCCUGUCCCUGGUGGGCACUGAGGGUCCUGAAAAUGGGGCCACACCCCCCCCUCCAGCCAAGGUCCUGCUGUGCGACAAGAAGGCCACCCCACCCCGGGUGAUAAAGCUGAAGAGGACUCCACUGUGUGCCACGGGGCCUCCCCCUCCCGCCUGCCCAGCUGCCAGCCCCGAGGGGGCCCCGCCACCACCCCAAGCACCCACCUUGGAUGUGCGGACUGAGAACAGGCAGGGCAAGACCGAUUGAAGGGAGCGCUGGGCGCCAGACACCCUGUUGGCCUCCCAGGGCUGCCAACCGGUGAUGCACAAGUGACACUGUCGAUGCUCUAGAGGCGACAGCGUCAUGCUGGCAUUCAGGAUAAUUACGGGGGAAAGAACCUGGGACGUAAGAGUGGAGGAGGGGAGACUUCAGGUGGUUGGGACUACAGUUACUUCUCAUUUUCCCAACUUUUAAUGAUUACUUGUCUAUAGACAGUUUGAAUUUCCGGUUUUUAAUUUUUCUAAUGGUUGGUUGGUAUUAGGGCGACAAACCAGUACAGCAACAUCAUCACCAGAGAAGUUGACGUUGCUGAAAUAAUUGUGGGCUGGAGGCACUUUGUAAUGUGUCAUAGCAGCCCCGGGGGAGGAGUGGGUCCGGCUGAGAUCCUCCUGCCUUGGACCAGCCGGGGUGCUGCUGCAGGGCCCCCGGGUGGUGGCACAGCCCAGAGGGGUGGAGGGAAUGCAGAUCUGGGGACCUCCCCCAAACUUACUCUCAGUCUCCAAGGCAACAGGAGGAGAAAGAUGGGAAGGGGCAAGAGAUAGAGACCACACUUUGACGUUCACUUAAUUAAACUGUUUUCUUUUCCA